AUGGGAUCAACUCCGGACUACACCCUGCCCCCGCAGGAGCUUGCAUUUGACGGGUUUCUCUUCGAUAUGGAUGGUACCAUCAUCGACUCCACGGACGCAGUAGUGAAGCACUGGGAGACAAUUGGGAAUGAGAUAGGCGUUGCCCCCGAAGUUAUCCUUGAGACUUCUCAUGGGCGAAGAAGCAUCGACAUACUCAAGAUUCUCGCACCUGAAAAGGCGAACUGGGAUUAUGUACGUGACAUGGAAGGACGUCUACCCAAGUACCACGGCCACGAGGCUGUCGAGAUACCUGGCGCCCGUUCCAUGCUAGAAGCACUUAUCGCCAGAUCUAGCCCAUGGGCGAUCGUCACCUCGGGCACCAUCCCUCUCGUCACCGGAUGGCUGCGUGCUCGAGACCUGCCCACACCGCCGUCGAAUCACCUCGUCACGGCAGAGUCCGUCGAGAAUGGUAAACCUGACCCCGCCUGCUACCGCCUCGGCCGUGAGCGUCUCGGUCUGCAGGCGGAGGACGCCCAGGUCCUCGUCCUCGAGGACAGCCCAGCAGGGAUCCGCGCAGGGAAAGCAGCAGGCUGCAAAGUUCUCGGCCUGGUAACUAGCCAUACCGUUGAGCAGGUCAUCGCUGCAGAACCAGACUGGGUCGUUCGAGACCUCUCUUCAGUCAAGGUACUUCGGAGCGAGGGCGGAAAGGUGACUAUCGAGAUUUCAAAUGCGCUCCGAAUAUAA
Molecule: messenger RNA, 723 nt
Organism: Fusarium fujikuroi IMI 58289
Lineage: Eukaryota; Fungi; Ascomycota; Sordariomycetes; Hypocreales; Nectriaceae
Product: probable glycerol-3-phosphate phosphatase (glycerol-1-phosphatase)
Exons: 3
Coding region: 1-723 (240 amino acids)
Molecular function (GO): beta-phosphoglucomutase activity; sugar-phosphatase activity
Source: RefSeq, a predicted model, not a curated record